AUUAGGAUUACGGACGGACGGAUUGCUCAUUUAAAUUACGCGCAUAUCCAGAGUGCACGAUGAAAUAACUAUACAGAGAGCGCUUUUCAAAACCUAUAUUCAAGUGUAGUAGAUAAGAAUCGACGCAUACAGGCGCACUCAAUCUCAGUGUAGAUUAGUUCGUCUGGUUGGACGGUAUAUUUUUUUAUCUGGAAAAUGCGCGAGCAUCUCAGUUCAAGCUGACUUUGUUUAGUUCGUCGAGCGGGAAGCUGCUGGCCGGUUGAAGAUCGAUAGCUAUGACUGAUUAGUUAUAUUUAAAAAAAAAGGGUGACUUAGUUCGCGAGUGUUUAAAAAAAAAUCGCAAUGGAAUCGGCGGGAAUUAUUUCAGGGUGGUUUCCCGAGUAUUUAGUUAGUUUUGUGGAUGAACUGGAUGAGCAUCCGUGGCUGUUCGCUUCCCUGGCGUCAAUUCUAGUGGGUCUGAGUGGGAUUUUGCCUCUUUUCAUCAUCCCGAUCGACGAGACAGCAUCUUUCAAGGAUGGAUCUGGCGCAGCUACACUGCGGAUACUGCUGAGCUUCGCAGUGGGCGGGCUGCUGGGGGAUGUGUUCCUACAUCUGCUGCCGGAGGCGUGGCAGCACGACUUUGCUUCUACGAAGGAAGGCGAACACGUGUCAAUGAAAUGCGGCCUCUGGUGUCUCUUCGGCAUGCUAGUUUUCAUCGUGGUGGAAAAACUCUUCGCGGCCUCCGAGCAAGACGAGGAGGAACCUAUGCAGAACGGCGCCAUCAAACAGAUCGAGAUAGAGGAGAUAGACAAACUGCUGACAGCGGAGAAGAGGAAACGGGGGACGUCUGAGGGGGAGGGGAUUUGUGGGGGGAACGGGAUCGUUACGGCUAAACAGCUGUAUGAUUCCUGUGUGUUUAAUAAUAAUACUAAAGGAGAAGGCGGGUGCUGCAGUAGCGGCUCAAUAGCCAACGGCUCGCCACAGCGGUGCGGGAAAGGCAACCGGUGGAUGGGGCGGUGUCUGCUGCGAGAAGCAAGGGAGAAAGCACUAGCAGCUGCCAAGGAGAAACCUGAGAGAAAAGAUGUGGCAGGCUACCUGAACCUGAUGGCCAACUCCAUCGACAACUUCACGCACGGGCUGGCGGUCGGCGGCUCCUUCCUCGUCGGCUUCCGCGUCGGCCUGCUCACUACCUUCGCUAUCCUAGUACACGAGAUACCGCACGAGGUGGGUGACUUCGCCAUCCUGCUGAAGAGUGGGUUCUCGCGCUGGGAGGCGGCUAAGGCUCAAUUGGCGACGGCAUCAGCGGGCCUGAUCGGAGCCCUGACAGCCGUCAUAUUCAGCGGAGCCAGGAAUGCCAUUGAGGCCAAAACUUCCUGGAUAGUCCCAUUCACAGCCGGCGGGUUCCUCCACAUCGCGCUGGUGACCGUACUUCCGGACCUGCUGCGGGAAGAAGACAAGUGGGAAUCGCUCAAGCACCUCGCUGCACUCGUUGCCGGCAUCUUGGUCAUGGCCGUCAUGACGCAUUACUUUGGAUAG
Cydia amplana is the source of this 1515-nucleotide messenger RNA. It is a transcript of the gene Zip99C, whose product is annotated as zinc transporter ZIP13 homolog. The coding region runs from base 343 to 1515 and encodes 390 amino acids. Lineage: Eukaryota; Metazoa; Arthropoda; Insecta; Lepidoptera; Tortricidae. Gene Ontology annotation, molecular function: zinc ion transmembrane transporter activity. Gene Ontology annotation, cellular component: membrane. The transcript is spliced from 8 exons. The record is from RefSeq and is a predicted model, not a curated record. Gene Ontology annotation, biological process: zinc ion transmembrane transport; intracellular zinc ion homeostasis.